Cynoglossus semilaevis (tongue sole) is the source of this 3340-nucleotide messenger RNA. Its product is annotated as AT-rich interactive domain-containing protein 3A-like. Gene Ontology annotation, biological process: regulation of transcription by RNA polymerase II. The transcript has 9 exons. Lineage: Eukaryota; Metazoa; Chordata; Actinopteri; Pleuronectiformes; Cynoglossidae. The record is from RefSeq and is a predicted model, not a curated record. Gene Ontology annotation, cellular component: nucleus. Bases 310 to 2067 code for a protein of 585 amino acids. Gene Ontology annotation, molecular function: DNA binding.
UUUACGCACGGGGCGGGCCUUUCAUUCAUCCAAGUUGGGGGUGUAGGCCACUCAGUCAGAGACAAUCACAGAUGUUUGAGUUUCCAUGCGCAGUGACCAGGGAGGUACAGCACACAGCAGUUCCCCUCCUCCUUCUCCACUUCUGACCACACCGGCCUCCACACACCGCAGGGGUUGGUUUUUUUUUUUUUCAAAUAUCACAUCUGAUCACAUCUCAAUCUUCUCUAUCGGAGGGCGAAGUGGUCAUGAGAUGCGAUUCGUUCUCGUCGAAGGACAGAAGGAAGAACUAGAUACGACCUGUUGGCGGUGAUGGAUUUCUCCAAGGCGCAAAUGUCUAGCCUAUCUGAAGAGGGCGGGCCUGCCGGCUUCCCUCAGUCCAGUCCUGUUGGAGUGAAGUUAGAAGCAGUGAUGGAGCAUCUGCAGAGACAACAAGGAGCCAAACUGGACAUGAACUUGCAGGAGAAACAUUUCCAGGCUCAGCUGCUGUUUGCCCAGCGCACUGCAGCGGCGGCGGCCGCAGCCAGAGCCUCCGGAGCUUCUCUGGACUCUGUGUUGUUUGGCAAAGCAGACGGACAGGCCUAUCAACAAGCUCAGCAAGUGUUGAAGAGCCAUCUCAGCAGAAUGAACCCAGAGGAGGAGGACGACACGGACGAUGAGGAGCAGGACCUGAUGGACAGUGACAGGGAGGAGGAGGACGAUGAAGAUGACGACGAGGAGGAGGAGAAUGUGAACGUGAACGGAUUCCAUCAACCAACAAAGAAGUCCAGACUCCUGCCACCUCCUGGUUUCCCCUUCUCCCUGUAUUCAACGCCUCAGUCCACCUCUGUGAAACACAUGGCUGAAACUCCUUCUCCAGCAGUGAAGCAGGAGCACGAGGAGAAAGACAUCCUGUCUCCUGUCUCUGCAGGUCAACAUGCCUUCAUAUCGCCCAACGGUCUGACCGACUGGGGCUACGAUGAGCCAAUAAAACAGCGAGGAAGUGGUGUCUGGAGUGACGAGAACGACGGAGGGAAAGUCAAAGGAGAACCAUCCAGGGACUUCGCCAAGCUGUAUGAACUAGAUAGUGAUCCACAGCGGAAGGAGUUUCUGGAUGAGCUCUUUGUUUUUAUGCAGAAACGAGGAACUCCUGUGAACAGAAUCCCCAUCAUGGCAAAACAAGUGCUGGACCUGUACCGACUUUUUAGGCUGGUGACGGAGAAGGGAGGUCUGGUGGAGGUCAUUAACAAGAAGAUCUGGAGGGAAAUCACCAAAGGUCUCAACCUGCCAACGUCAAUCACCAGUGCUGCUUUCACACUGCGCACUCAGUAUAUGAAGUACCUGUAUCCGUUCGAGUGUGAGAAGAAGCAGCUGAGUUCUCCUGGUGAGCUGCAGGCUGCCAUCGAUAGUAACCGCAGGGAAGGGCGACGCCCCAGCUACACCAACAGCCUGUAUCGCUACUCUCCAUCUCCAGGAUCUGCUCCACACGCACACCUCGCCUCUCCCACCAUACAAACCACUCCAACUUUACAAAACAACCUGAAUGCCUCAGCCAGCCCAAAUCUAAAGAGAAAUGCAGAUGAGACUACACCUGUGAUGCCUGGCCGUUUGCCCAUGGCUCUGGCUUUCGGGCAGCAGCAGCAGCAGCAGCAGCAGCAACUGGCCCAAGCUGCCACACUGGAACAUCUUAGAGAAAGACUGGAGCGAGGAGCUGCAGGAGCAGCCAGUGACACUCCAGAGAAGAAAAUGAUGCGUCUGGCGGAGGAGCAACAGCGACUCAUGCAGCAGGCGCUCCAACAAAACCUCCUGGCCAUGGCCUCUCACUUCAACCCAAUGAACCUCAAACUCAACAAUGGCCACGAGAGCAAACAGGAUUUGUCUCUGAGUAUCUCCACAAAUGGAGCAACGAGCAUCAGUGUGUCUGUGGAGGUCAACGGUACCACCUACUCAGGAACGCUGUUCGCACAGAAAUCUGCAGCUCCUGUGACGUCUCAGGCGGUCACUCUGGCUGGAACCAGUGGUUUCAGUGCCCUCUCCUCCUCCCACAGCCCCACGUCCUCCUCCUCCGCCUCUUCCAAAGGACCACAUUAGGGCCUUUGUUAGCUGUUGAAUCUGUUACAGUCUCUUCAAAUCUACUACACAGUAUUCAUCCAAUGUCACACAGGAUUCCUAUGAAGGCUGCAGGGAAAAUCAGCUGCAACAACAAUCUCUCAGUCUUAGCUUUGACAAUGAACCGUGCUCUAAAUGAUUAACAGGAUGUUGUUGUUUUGACCGUAAACACGUCCAGAGUAACUAUAGUAAACAUGUGGGUCACAGUUUACCUCAGUGCCUGUCCAAAAGCCUUUUGUGAUCUGCAGGUGUUUGUGUCUUUUAAAUGGAUUCUUUUCCAAGUGUCUUUACAGCAGAAAACGCACAAGUUCACCAACUCCAUCCUCCCACAGUUAAAACGCGAUAUGUACUGACUCUGUAGCUGCCAUUUCUCCACAUCACUUAACAGUAUGGUCGCCAAAGUGCAGCUAGUGAAGACCAAAAAGCUGAAGCUCAGUUCUGAUCUCCUGCUAAUAGUUUUACUGAUUUGAUGAGUUAUUUUAAAUUCAUGCUGAUACAUUUUGGUUGCAUUUUAAGGGAAGUUCACAGUUGGUCAGCUUUCCUGUUUAUCAAAUGGAAUGACAAGAACUUGGUCAUUAGUUGGUUAGUUCUGAUGGAUUUUUUUUCUUUUUACAUAUAUUUUCCUCUUUUUUUUAUUUAAAUAAUUUGGCCUGAACAGCAAAACUUGUAUUUGAUGUCAGUUGUGAGAUGAAUAUGUAGGAGACACAUUUUCUUUUGCUUAGAAAAGGCGAUCUAUAUCUAUAUAUAUAUAUAUAAAAAUACCUCAUUUCAUUCCCAGGUUUUGUACAUUUCUUGGGAAUUUCUUCUGGACUCAGGAAUGUCCUUUGGACUUAUCAGUGCUAUACUCCUCCCAAUAUGACUGUGUUGUAUUUGUUUAAACACAAAGAAUGUAUCAGUAAAUACCUCAAGCCUUUGACAAGUGAACACUGAAACAGUGCUACCUCACUCCUCUAGAUAAAUAUGCAAAUAUUAGUGCUUGAUGCAGCAUGUGUUGGUUUAGCCAUCUGCUGAAAUAUAAUAUAUGUGGACAAUCAUUAAAACCUAUCAUUUACAAACUUGUCACUGUGAACUUACAUUCUGUUAUAAAAACUAGAAUCAACUUUGGUGUUUAAGUCUGUUUUGGUCUUUGAUUAAUGUAUUCCUUGGACUUGUGGCCAUGAAGAAUAAAGCAAUCAUGUGUGCUGUAGAAAAAUGUCACGUUUGUCUUUUCUAUUUACGAUAAUACAACCGUAACUGAACUAAUAACAGAAACUCC